Molecule: messenger RNA, 1953 nt
Organism: Melanaphis sacchari
Lineage: Eukaryota; Metazoa; Arthropoda; Insecta; Hemiptera; Aphididae
Product: protein PF14_0175-like
Exons: 1
Coding region: 1-1953 (650 amino acids)
Source: RefSeq, a predicted model, not a curated record
AUGGCUUCUGUUACAAAAUCGUCUUCUUCCUAUAAUUUAUCUAUUAGUUCAGACUCGGAAAAUGAAAUUAGAAGUAAUAUAAAACAUGAUCCUGCUAAAAUAGAUUUUACUAAAACCUUUAAUACAGGGCUAGCGUCAAGUUUAUCACGUCAAACUACAAACAACUCAAUACGAUAUUUUAAAAAACUUAAAAGAAAAAAACCAAUAUACGAAUCAGAUUCUAGCUUUUUAUCAUACAAAUUAAACCCAUCGAAGAAUAAAUAUAACUUAUCUGAUUUAAAAAACGUAUCAAAUUACAAGAAAAAAAGACAUGGGCUUAAGAAUAAAAAUAUUGCAUAUCCUAGCUCAAUUGAUUUAAAUAAAGAAUUUGCAUACGCUUUUGAAUCUUCUUCUGAUUCUGAUUUUCCUGAUAUAAAAUAUUUAAGAACUAUAUCAAAAAAUAAAGAGAUUAAUACUUCGUCUGUUAGUAUGGAAUCGAAACAAAAUGAAUCCUAUUCGAAUUUAACAAAUAAGAAACGACCAACAUUGAUUAAUAUUUCUAACAUUGCCGAAAAUAUAAAUAACAAUUUAGAAUCGUCAAUGUCAUCAGAUAUAACAGAUUUUGGUUUUUCUCGUAUGAAAACUAAUUCUGUUAACUUGCAACAGAAAGAUGUUUAUAUUAAUAAUGAAUUAAACUUAGAUCAAAUAUUAUCAGAUUGUAGUCUAUCUGAUGUAUUAUUUGUAAGUAAAGAUAAUAGUGAUUUGAAAAGCCAAUUUUAUCCCACACCAGGUACAGAUAAUUCAGUUAUACAAAUAAAAACACCAUUAAACAUAAGUUUAGACAUUUGUGAUGAGCUAUUAACGCAGCAUCCAUCAAACAAUAUAAAUGUUCCAGAUUUAAUCGAAAACGAGGCUACAGAAGUUGAACAAACUGAAACUAUUGAUGAGAUUGACAUUUUUAAACCAAAACUUAAAUUAAACCAUAAAGAUUCCGAUAGUAAUAAACCAAAAUCAAUUUCUAAACAAAGAUCAAAUUCUCAAUUAUCUAUUGAAAAAAGUGUUAUCUCUGAACCAGUUUGCAAUCAUUGUAAUCGUUCUAAUAAAAUUAAAAAAACCAUUCAUACUAAAAUAAGAAAUACAAAACAAAGUAAAUCAAAACGUUCACAAAAGGACAAACCACUGGGAACUACAUCAGAUAUUUUGCGAAUUAAAAAAUCAUGCGAUAAGAAAAAAACAAAGAACUGUGUGAAAACAAAUGAAACUGUUGAAGAUAUUGGUCUAGAAUAUGAUACAGGUAAAGAUAAUUAUAUGGUGGAAUUGCCAAAUGGAGCUUUAGUUCCAGUAUUUUUAUCAACAUUAAAACCUAAACAUGUAAAAAAACUUUGCGCUUGUGGAAUUACUUUAUCUGAUAUUCCUCUUUAUUGGAGUCAAUCUUUUCACGAUAUUUUACAUCAAAAUAUUUAUAAACUACGUUUUAAUGGUGAUAUAUUAGAUGAUGACAUAGUCAACAUUAAACAAAAUGAUUUAUUCUUUAAGAUUUUAAUAUUAUGUAAAAACUAUUAUAAUAAUGAAAACAUAAAAAAAUCAAUCAAAGAUGUGAAUGAUUAUGUGUGCUUGGAAUAUGGUAUUUCAAAUACAAGUAAUCAAUCAGAUAAAUAUUCUACAUAUUUAGCGGUAUUACCUAAUUUUAAGGUGAUUGGAUAUUUAGAAAUAGAGCCCAUACAAAAAGCGUAUAAACUUAUUAAUGCAGAACAAUAUUCAGAAAAUAUAAUAGAGACCGCAAAGUAUGGUGUAUCAAAGAUAUGGACUUUUAUUAAAUAUAGACAUAAAAACAUCGAUAUUAAUUUAUUGGAAACAUUUUGUAAAAAAAAAAAUCUUCAAAAGAAAGACUUGGCUUUUUCUUUAUAUGGAUGUCAAGGAAUCCAAUUUAUUCAACAAUACACAGGAAAUAAAAAUAUUUUAAUUUAUAGUUAA